AUGUGGGGCCAAGCAUCAGCCGAAGAGGCCUUCCGUCGUGCCCCUGGCGAGAUCUUCCCAGACUCGCUCCACCGGCGCGAUGAGACGCAAUCACCAGCAGAUCAAGCCCACGAUGGUGAUUCCACCGACGCGACGAAAGCACCGCCCAGCCCAGAAGUCAGCGGCGUAUGGGGCGAGCGGGAAGUUGGCGGCCCCGUCAGCCAACGGGAAGCCAUGCAGGACUUUGAGGAGCUCACAACACGACUGACGGCCACACGCUCCCGAGCCACCUCGCACAAGUCUGCCAAGAGCCAGAAGAAGAGCUUCUUCCAGCGGGUGGCCUCCCACGCAAGCGGCAUAUCAAGGCGAGCCACUGGCACGGCAAGCGGAGCGCAACAAGCCAAGGACGAAGAGACGGCCACAGUUGAGGAUGAAGACCUCUCUGACAAGGAGGAUGAUGUUGACGGCGAUAGCACCGAGACGGAUGACUUCCCCCUGGAGCAGUUCAUGCGCGACGGGCACCUCGAAAAACGGACUGAGUCUGGCGAGUCGACCAAGAAGUUGGGCGUCGUCUUCAAGAACGUCACCGUCAAGGGCGUCGCGACCGGGGCAAGUUUUGUCCGGACACUGCCCGAGGCGAUUCUCGGUACCUUCGGUCCAGACCUGUACGGCAUUCUCUGCCGGUUUUUCCCUGCACUGCGGCCGGCUAACAAGGGAGGCCAACUGCGCACCCUGCUGCACGAUUUCACGGGGGUUGUCCGGCACGGCGAGAUGAUGCUUGUCCUUGGCCGGCCUGGUUCCGGGUGCAGUACGUUUUUGAAGGUCAUUGCCAACAACCGUGAGUCGUACGCGGUUGUUGAGGGGGAGGUGUCGUACAGCGGGAUCUCGGCUGAGGAGGCGAGGAAGCAUUACCGUGGCGAGGUGGUGUAUAAUGGUGAAGACGACCAGCACAUGCCGAGUUUGACGGUGGGGCAGACGUUGAAGUUUGCGCUGAUGAACAAGACGCGGAAGAACCUGCGGGGAGAUGUCGGCACGAUCAUUGAUGCGUUGCUGAGGAUGUUUGCCAUCAAACACACCGAACACACCCUCGUCGGGAAUGCUUAUGUGAGAGGCGUUUCCGGCGGUGAGAGGAAAAGGGUCAGCAUCGCCGAGACACUGGCUACCAAGAGCACCAUCGUCUGCUGGGACAACUCCACCCGUGGUCUCGACGCGUCGACAGCGCUGGAUUAUGCCAAAUCCCUGCGCAUCAUGACUGAUGUCUCGGACCGGACGACGAUUACGACUCUCUACCAGGCCGGUGAAGGGAUCUAUGAGCUGAUGGACAAAGUCCUAGUCAUUGAAGAGGGCCGCAUGCUGUACCAGGGCCCGGCCAAGGACGCGAAGCGGUACUUUGAGGAGCUCGGCUUCUACUGCCCCCCGCGACAGACCACGGCAGACUUCCUUACGUCGAUAUGCGACCCGAACUCCCGGCAAUUCCGUGAGGGCUUUGAGAAGCGCGCUCCCAAAACCGCCGAGGAGCUUGAGAAAGCCUUCCGUGCCAGCGAGGCGUACAAAAAGGUCCUUGCCGACGUGGCGGAGUUCGAGCAGCAUCUCGAAGCCACGCAGCACGCGGACAUGCGGACCUUCAAGGAAUCCGUGCAGCAGCAGAAAUCGCGGCGGGUGCUGGCCCGGUCCAACUACACCAUCCCCUUCUGGAAACAGGUCCUGGCCUGCGCGGAACGGGAGCUGUGGCUCAUCUGGGGCAACAAGACGGAGCUGUACUCCAAGUACUUCACCAUCAUCAGCAACGGGCUCAUUGUCGGCUCGCUGUUCUAUGACACGCCGGCGUCGACGGCGGGGACGUUUCUGAGGGGCGGUGCCGUCUUCUUCAGCAUUGUCUUCCUGGGCUGGCUGCAGCUGGCCGAGCUGAUGAAGGCUGUGAGUGGCCGGAUUAUUGUCGAGCGCCACAAGGAGUAUGCUUUCUACAGGCCGAGUGCGGUCAGUCUUGCCCGCGCGCUGGUUGAUCUGCCGAUUCUGGUGGCGCAGGUGGUCGUGUUUGGCGUGCUGCUGUACUUCAUGUCCGGGCUGGAUCUGCAUCCGGGCAAGUUUUUUAUCAGCUUGCUGUUUGUCUACACGACCACGUUCUGUCUCACGGCGCUGUACCGCAUGUUUGCGGCGCUGUCGCCGACGAUUGAUGAUGCGGUGCGGUUUUCGGGGCUGGCGUUGAACGUGUUGGUCAUGUUUACGGGGUAUGCCAUCUCAAAGCCGGUGCUGUUGGGGCAGAAGAUUUGGUUUGGGUGGUUGACGCAUAUCGAUCCGCUAAGCUACUCCUUUGAGGCAUCCGUCUCGAACGAAUUCCACGGCCGGAUGAUGGAGUGCGCGCCCCAGCAACUGGUGCCCCAGGGUCCUGGUAUCCUGCCCGAGAACCAAGGCUGUGCGAUUGCCGGCGCCCGACUGGGCAGCACAAGCGUCCUCGGUGAUGACUACAUCGGCAGCGCAUUCGAUUACAGCCGGGCGCAUCUGUGGCGCAACUUUGGCGUUCUGAUUGCGUUUUCCGUCCUCUACCUCCUCAUCACGGUUGUGGCGACAGAGAUGAUUUCCUUUGGCGGCUCAGGCGGCGGCGCUCUCGUCUUCAAGAAAUCCAAGAGAACCGCCAAGAAGGUCAAGAUCGCGGCGGCACCCCCCGACGAAGAAACCGGCAACACCACAUCAGGCGACACCUCCUCAACCGCAGUCUCAACCACCGGCGGCGACGACAGCCCGCUCAAGACCCUCACCAAAAGCGACCGUGUCUUUACCUGGGAGAACCUGUCUUACACAAUCCCGACCCCGGCCGGCCCGAAGAAGCUCCUCAACGACAUCAACGGCUACGCCAAGCCCGGCGUCAUGGUCGCAUUAAUGGGCGCCAGCGGAGCCGGCAAGACAACCCUGCUCAACACACUCUCCCAACGCCAGACCGUCGGCGUAGUCUCCGGCAGCAUGCUUGUCGACGGUAAGCCGUUGGGGAGCGACUUCCAGCGCAGCACAGGCUUCGUUGAACAGAUGGACCUGCACGACGAGACGGCCACAAUCCGCGAGGCGAUCGAGUUUUCCGCCCUGCUCCGCCAGCCGCGGGAGACCCCCCGUCAAGAAAAACUCGAUUACGUCGACAAAGUGCUGGAACUGCUUGAACUGACCGACAUCCAAGACGCGAUCGUGGGUUCGUUGGGGGUGGAACAAAAGAAGCGGCUGACCAUCGGCGUGGAGCUCGCGGCACGGCCGUCCCUUCUCUUAUUCCUCGACGAACCGACCAGCGGACUGGACGCGCAAAGUGCCUUCUCCAUCGUUAAGUUCCUCCGCAAACUUUGCGCCGCAGGCCAGGCCAUCAUCUGCACCAUCCACCAGCCGUCGUCAGACCUGAUCCAGCAGUUUGACAAGAUCCUCGCCCUCAACCCGGGCGGCAACACCAUCUAUUUCGGCCCGGUCGGCGAACACGGCAGUGCCGUUGUGAAAUACUUUGCUGAUCGUGGCGUGCACUGUCCGCCGGGCCGGAAUGUCGCCGAGUUUUUGCUUGAGACGGCCAUCAAGGGCGGGAGGAGACCGGACGGGAAACGGAUCAACUGGAACCACGAGUGGCGCAAGUCAGAGGAGAAUAAGCUGCUCAUGGAGGAGAUCCAGCAACUCAAAACCGAGCGCAGCGCCGCUUCUCAAACCACUACCACCCCCGCCCCGGUGGAAGUGGAACGCGAAUUCGCCGCCCCCGUCUCCUCCCAAAUCCUCCUCCUCACCAAGCGCAUGUUCCUGCACCAAUGGCGCGAGCCAUCCUACCUCUACUCCCGCCUCUUCACCUCUGUCCUCGUCGGCAUCUUCAACGGGUUCACCUUCUGGAAACUCGGCGAGACCACCGCCGACAUGCAGUUCCGCAUGUUCACCUGCUUCCUGAUUAUCAUGAUCCCCGCGUCCGUGCUCAACUCGGUCCUGCCCAAGUUCUACAUGAACCGUGCCCUGUGGGAGAGCAGGGAGUAUCCGUCGCGGAUCUAUGGCUGGGUCGCGUUUUGCACGGCAGAGCUCAUCUCGGAGAUUCCGGGGAGUCUGGUCGCGGGUGUGGUGUACUGGUUGUUGUGGUACCUGCCUACGGGUCUGCCGUAUGAUGCCGGCUCGGCGGGGUAUGUGUUCCUGAUGACUUUCUUGUUCUUUUUGUUUCAGAGCAGUUGGGGCCAGUGGAUCUGCGCGUGGGCGCCGAAUUUUACGGUUAUCAGCAAUGUCCUGCCGCUCUUCCUGGUCAUCUUCGGCUUGUUUAAUGGUGUGGUGGUGCCGUAUGGGCAGUUGAAUGUUUUCUGGAAGUACUGGGUCUACUACCUGAACCCAAGCACGUACUGGAUCAGCGGCGUCCUCGCAGCCACCUUGGCCAACCAGCCCGUGCGCUGUGCUCCCAACGAAGCGGCGUAUUUCAAUCCACCCUCAGGCCAGACGUGUCUGCAGUUUGCUGGCGAGUUUGUGCGGCAAGCGGGGCAAGGAUACCUGAUGAACCCCAACGACACGGCCAACUGCGGCUACUGCCCGUACGAGAACGGGUCCGAGUACCUGAAGUCUUUGAACAUCUCGCCGGAUCAGAAAUGGAGGGACUUUGGGAUUUUCUUGGUGUUUUGCUUCACCAACUGGCUGCUGGUGUAUUUCUUCAUCUACACGGUGCGGGUGAAGCGUUCGACGCUGGGUUUUGGGUUUGUUUUGGGUCUUGUUGAGAAGGCUGUGGGCGCUGUCAAGGGGUUGUUCACGAGAAGGAGCAAAGAUGGUGAGGAGGGUCAAAAGGCUUGA
Messenger RNA from Canariomyces notabilis, 4752 nucleotides. RefSeq lists its product as uncharacterized. The record is from RefSeq and is a predicted model, not a curated record. Gene Ontology annotation, cellular component: membrane. Gene Ontology annotation, biological process: transmembrane transport. Gene Ontology annotation, molecular function: ATP hydrolysis activity; ATP binding; ABC-type transporter activity. The coding region runs from base 1 to 4752 and encodes 1583 amino acids. The transcript is spliced from 3 exons. NCBI's taxonomy places the organism in Eukaryota, Fungi, Ascomycota, Sordariomycetes, Sordariales, Chaetomiaceae.